Parnassius mnemosyne (clouded apollo) is the source of this 366-nucleotide messenger RNA. NCBI's taxonomy places the organism in Eukaryota, Metazoa, Arthropoda, Insecta, Lepidoptera, Papilionidae. The record is from the annotation of a GenBank genome assembly.
AUGGUGUACUUCAGCAAGUCGUUGUCAAAGCCGGAAAAGAACUAUUGUGUCACAAGACGGGAAUUGCUUGCUGUGGUAAAGUCCUUGCAGCAUUUUAGCAAAUAUCUUCUGGGGCGGAAAUUCCACUUACGAACUGACCAUGCUGCACUGAAAUGGCUAUUGCAGUUCAAAAAUCCGGAAGGACAAGUUGCGAGAUGGAUUGAACUACUGCAGGAAUACGAAUUUGUGAUCGAACAUCGCAGCGGCAAAUCUCAUGGCAAUUCAGAUGCAUUGUCAAGAAGACCUUGCCUUGAAGAGAUGUGUGAGGAUGCUCAAGACCAAUGGGACAGCUUGCUGAUUCAGAAUGGAGUCCUGUGCCGUAAAUGA